GUGAAAGGAACUUCCGGUUAAAGUCUAGCUUUGAGUACUUCUAAGUUGACAAAGUAGGGGCUCUGAAUUCCUGAAAUACUUGCAGGACUCAGAGCUGGAAGGGGUCUUAGAAGUCAUUUAUUUUACAGAUGAGAGGAAACUGAGAUAUCACCUCACAGGGCCAUUGUGAAGAAAGUCUUUUGUUAAAGCACUAAAUGAAAAUCUUUGUCAUUGACACUAUCCUUUUUAGUGAUGCUACAAGACAGAAAGGAAUGGAUAAAAACAUGGGAGAGCAGCUCAAUAAAGCUUAUGAAGCCUUCCGUCAGGCAUGCAUGGACAGAGAUUCUGCUGUAAAAGAACUACAACAAAAGCAGACUGAAAACUAUGAACAGAGAAUACGUGAACAACAGGAACAGCUGUCACUUCAACAAAGUAUUAUUGACAAGCUAAAAUCACAGUUACUUCUUGUGAAUUCCAGCAGAGAUAAUCUCCAUGGCUAUGUACCUAUGUUGGAAGAGAGUGAAAAAAGGAAAACUGACAAGCCUCUUAAUGUAACUUUUGAUCAACCCUAUGACAAAGUGAAAUCAGGAAUACCAAGAGAAAAACAUUCAAAGAAUAUUCACUUCAGAAACCACUAUUUUGAUCAACUACCUACACUAAUGUACUUCAGUUUGAUGGGCAACAAGCAUUUAGUAAAAAGACCAGAGACUUCACCUAGACAGGAAAAUUUUCCAGGGAAUCCUGACUUUUCUUUAUUCAAUAAAAGGGAAGAAAUAGAGAAGACUUUCUAUGAAAUGAAAGAAGAAUUCCAUAGGAUAUGCAUGUUAGCAAGAGCACAAAGAGAACACUUAAAUAGACUUAACAUUCAAGAACCUAUACCUGAAAUACAAUUCUCUAUGCCUAUACAAUGUACUGAUGAACAACAAACAGAAGAACCUUUGAAACCUCAGGUAAAGGAUGUUAUAAAUAGAGGAUCAUCAUGCAUCACAUCUAUCACACCAAGAGGACUGGGCCAAGAAGAGGAAGACAACUCUUUAGAAUCACUUUCUAAAUUUAAUGUUAAGUUUCCACCUACAGAUAAUGACUCUACUUUCUUGCAUAGCACUCCAGAGAAACCCCAAGUUAUGGUUCCAGCCAGAACUGAGCCUGUGGGUCAGGAUAAAUUUGACAGGGAACUCAGGGACAGUUCAGUGGCCUUUGUUAAACCAGAAGGUACAUUAUUUGAAAUGAAUAGAAUUGACCUCAUAACUUCAGCAAUGCAAAACAUUAAAACUUCUGACAAGACAAAACCCUCACACCCCACCGAUACAUGUACGAAGAAAACUCUGGAAAAAGCAGCAUGUUUGCCAGUUGGAGACCAUGAUAUCAUAUAUGUAAAUACGUUCCUCCAAGCUCAGGACACCUCAGAGGUACUGUUCGCAUCACCAGAUUCCCCAGGAAGAGCUGUCCGAGGACCACAGCAGCCCCUCUGGAAGCCUUACCCUAAUCAAGAGAAUGACUUAUUGGCACUAAGUAGUACAGACUCAGAACUGCACAUACCUCAAGUAUGUGAAUUCUGUCAAGCAGUUUUCCCACCAUCAAUUACAUCCACAGGGGAUUUCCUUCGACAUCUUAAUUCACACUUUAAUGGAGAGUCUUAAGACAUUUUUAAGACAGACAUGGAUGUGGAAUUUUAUGCAGUGAUUUUUGGUUUAUAAUCCUAUAAAUACUUGAUUGUAAAUUUAAAUAUUCAUGUAAAGCUUUUAGAAUGGAUGUUUAUAAUAUGACUUAUUGCUCUAGGUGUUUAGAUUGUUUUUCUAAACAUUUUUAAACUUUUAUUUUAUAAUCAUUUAAAAGACCACCUCAUUAAAAAAAAACCUGUAAUUUAGUGUAUUCCUGGUUAUGGUGUCAUUACUGGAAGCCAAUCUUACCUGUGUAAUUUAGAGUAGUAUAAUUAAAUGUAGCCUCAAAUAUCUAAGCAUAUUGCUUGGAUGACUAGUAGACAUUUUCAAUUUGAAAAUGGCAAAUAUUUGUAAAGGAAUCUUUUUGUUCAAGUAGCUACAAUAUUUAUGCUGUAUGGAAUGGUCUUUUCAGAUAGACUUAUAGUAGACAAAUAGGCAUUGAAAUCUAGAGUAAAAAGUCAAGUCUAAGACAUUUGUUGUCUGGUGGUGAAAAUUUUUACUUUGGUCUAACUGUAUAAUUAUUUGAUUUUUUUAAUAGAAGACUUGAUUGGCUUUAUUUUGAUAAUCUGUAUAGGCUUAAUUUUAUGAUGCACAUAUACAUGUCUAUUUGAUAGAAAUGUACUAUUAAAUAUCAAAUUUGUUACUUUUGCUGUGACCCAUAUUAACAAAAAAAAUUGUAUAUCCUCUUUCCAUAGGGGACACUCCUUGGAAAGAAAUAUUUUACUUUUAAUGUGCCUUUUUAAAUGCCUGUUUUCUUUCUAAUAACCAAUUGAAGGAGUAAUGAUAAAGUCUAGGGAAAGUAUUAA
This is a messenger RNA of Monodelphis domestica (gray short-tailed opossum), 2446 nucleotides long. It is a transcript of the gene TANK, whose product is annotated as TRAF family member associated NFKB activator. The record is from RefSeq and is a predicted model, not a curated record. Lineage: Eukaryota; Metazoa; Chordata; Mammalia; Didelphimorphia; Didelphidae. Gene Ontology annotation, biological process: negative regulation of canonical NF-kappaB signal transduction.